Arachis stenosperma is the source of this 546-nucleotide messenger RNA. RefSeq lists its product as uncharacterized. The transcript has 3 exons. The record is from RefSeq and is a predicted model, not a curated record. The coding region runs from base 1 to 546 and encodes 181 amino acids. NCBI's taxonomy places the organism in Eukaryota, Viridiplantae, Streptophyta, Magnoliopsida, Fabales, Fabaceae.
AUGAAUCAUGAUAGGCCUAUGACAUUAGCUGCUUUCUUGAAAGUUAAUCCACCGAAGUUCAAGGGUACGAAUGUAGCAACUGAAGCUGAUAAUUGGUUCCGAGGCAUAGAAAGGUCCUUGAGGGCACAGCAUCAAGAUGAGGGUAAUAUUUUGUGGAAUAUUUUCAAAGAAGUGUUCUAUAAGAAGUAUUUUCCUAGAGCUACUCGUGAGGCAAAGGAGAUGGAGUUGAUGCAGUUAAAACAGGGAAGAGGACUCCGUGAAGAUUUGUUGAACUCAGUGGUUCCAUUGGAAAUACGGAAUUUUGCGGAGUUGGUUAAUAAGAGUCAGCUAGUAGAGGACUGUGCUAAGAAGAUAGCUGCAGCUCGGAUGAAUCGCCCAGGAUCUUCUUUUCAGAAUUAUAAUUGGUAUACAGCUCCUCAGGGAAGGAAUUUUAAGCAGGGAGCAAUGCCUUCACGAAGGUACAAUCAGAAUAGAAAUGUUCAUGCACGUCCUACAGGAGGGAAUGGAGGAAGAAUGAGACAGGAUAUGGGUAAGCGACCUCAGUAG